AUCGACUUUCUUUUUUGUACCCAUUUGUCUGAAGGGACGAUGACGGUUUGCGUCCGAAAUGGUUGCACGCGCUGUGGCCUUUACGAUGCCCUGACAACGACGGUUCCCGCGAGAAAAGGCUCCUGAAACUUUUUUGGGUGCGCGUCUGAUGCGAGAUUCUCAGGCCUCCGCUCAGCUGCUGACAUGCGGGCGUAAUUGUGGCGGGUCAUGCGACCAAUUAGCCAGAUAAGGAGGCGUCUGUCGCUCCCUGCAGCGGAAUCUUGAUAAGUCUACAAGAGCCUGCAUGCACAACACGCCUAACUCACUCUGUCCUAAUUGCAUUAUUUGUAUGUGUGUGUGUUAGCGAUGGGCUGCAAUUGGAAUACAACAACUGUCUGCGCUGUUUCGGUCCCAAUUCCGCCUUAUACACUUACUCGAGAUUACAUCAUCAAUGAGCGUAAUAAAUGAGUGCUUAUCAACGCGUUGCCUUUAUAAAUGUUGUCCUCGUAAUUGGCUCCGUGUGCCCCAAUUGGUUCACUGGGUGCGUCGUUCACUUAAAAUGAGGGCUAGGCCGAUUAUCGGCAUUUUGGCGCACGUUGGCAUCAGAAAUCGAUUUCAAACUGGGUAAAGGUCCGGGAACCUUUUCUUUGUUUCAGUGUUUUGUUCACUUUACAAGAGAUGCCGCUGAGCCUGGGCACUGCCUGCACUUUUUGUCUUUGUUUGAACUAGAAGUGCAACAAUUGAUCGAUGAAUCGAUGAUCAAAUGAAUCCACUAUUUUGAGACCUUUUUAACUUACAAUUGGUAAGAAUUCUCAGAUUUCUGUGUUCCUGCAUGAAAGCAGACUGAUUUAUCUUUGGGACGAAAUAGAAACAAGACAUUUGCAAGCGACUUGAAAACCUGCAAAGGCGCUGGGCCUCUAUCGGCGAAACAAAAUACGGUCACCGUACAAUGUGCUUCUGCAAUGUACGUAUCGUUACACGUUCCCAAGAUGGCAGCAAAUGAGCGUGACAAACUACGGCUUUAUGGCCCUAAUUUGACCCUCGCGUGCAGCCAAUACAUUUGAUUAGCAUUAUUAGCUUUACAAAAGCAGAAUAUUUGAUCCGGCUGUUGCAUUGAGUGCAGCGUGUACUUGAUGUUUUGCGUGCGCGUGCGGCCGUGCUUCUCAGGGCGGCUGGAGCGACGUGGUGGGCCGUCGGCAGUCUCUGCUGACCUGCUUGCUGCUGAGCGCUUUCGGCUACGGCCUGCUGGGAUUGUCCACCAGCAUCGCUUUGUUUGUGCUGUCGCGCAUCCCCGUGGAGCUCUGCUGGCUGACCUGGUGUCCGAGGCAGAGCGCCCCCUGGCGAUGGGACACUUCAACGCCGCCUCCAGCGUGGGCUUCAUUCUGGGUCCCGUGGUGGGCGGCUACCUGACGGAGCACGAGGGCGGCUUCUACACCUCUGCCUUCGCCUGUGCCGCCAUCUUCCUCGUCAAUGCCGGGCUGGUUUGGAUGCUUCCAUGGGGAGACAUUCUCCUUCACUGUAACAGCACCAAUAACUCCAGAAACUCCGUCAGCAACGGUUCUUCCGCUAAAAGUCACACGCCGGUACGGACCGCCGCGGACGUGCGCGUUCCGAGGAAGCGGACGUCCCCGCCGCAGCCCGCCUGGAGACGGCUGUCCUCGGUGGGCUCCAGGAUCCGCAUGGUGGCCUCCUCCGACAUGUGGGACCUGUUCCUGGUGCGCCUGCUGAUGGCGGUGGCCAUCAUGCUCUACUACAGCAACUUCUCGUUGGCCAUGGAGGAGCGCUUCUCUCUCAAGCCCAAGACGACGGGCUACCUCAUCAGCUACAGCAGCACUCUGGGGGCGCUGGCCGGCUUCCUGGUGGGACCCGUCACCCGGCUGUACGCCAACAACAUGGCAGCCCUGCUGCUGCACUCCACCCUCCUGACAUGCCUGCUCAUCUCGCUGUACGCCGCCGCACAGGGCGUGUGGCAGGUGCUGCUCACCUCCACCUUCUUCGCCAUCUCCACCACGGUGGGGCGCACCAGCAUCACAGACCUGGAGCUGCGGAGAGGAGGGACGCGGGCCAGCGGGACUCUGAUCGGAGCCGGACAGUCGGUGACCGCCGUGGGCCGCGUGCUGGCCCCUCUGCUCUCGGGCAUCUCCCAGGAGUUCAGCCCGUGCGGACCUCCCGGUCUGGGGGUCCUGCUGGCUCUGGCGGCGGUGGGCGUUCUGCUCGUUCGCAUCCCCAAAUGGAACAAGACAAAAAUGGCAACUAAAAUCAAGUAAAAAAAAAAAAACUGGAGGAUGAACAGGAACAGAACAGUACAAAACACUGAAGAGUUUUUCUUUUUUUUUUUUUCCUCAGACUGUACAAACAUCAUUCGAGUGGGUUUUAAAUAUUUAAAUACUUUUUGAAUUGCUUUUUUUUUUUU
This is a messenger RNA of Phyllopteryx taeniolatus (common seadragon), 2392 nucleotides long. RefSeq names its product major facilitator superfamily domain containing 9 (gene slc67a2). Gene Ontology annotation, biological process: transmembrane transport. Gene Ontology annotation, cellular component: membrane. The transcript is spliced from 3 exons. The record is from RefSeq and is a predicted model, not a curated record. Bases 1113 to 2246 code for a protein of 377 amino acids. NCBI's taxonomy places the organism in Eukaryota, Metazoa, Chordata, Actinopteri, Syngnathiformes, Syngnathidae. Gene Ontology annotation, molecular function: transmembrane transporter activity.